AUGGGGUCAAUCGCAGAAUAUAUUCCAUCAGAGACAAGGCUCUUCAAGCCCAUCAAAAUCGGCCAAUAUACCCUUCAACAUCGCAUCGCACUUCCACCUUUAACGCGCCUCCGUAACAAUGAUGACCAUGUUCCCUUGCCGCUCAUGGAGAAGUAUUAUGCCGACCGUGGCUCGACACCUGGGACGCUAGUUAUCGCGGAGGCCACUGCAAUCUCACACGGCGAAGAAGGCGACUGGAAUAAUCCAGGGCUAGUCAGCAAUAAACAGGUUGAAGGUUGGCGCAAAAUUAUCAACGCAGUUCACGCAAACAAGUCAAUCUUCUUCCAACAAAUCUGGGGCAUGGGACGAGCCUCUCGACCUGAUCUAUUAUCUCAGCGAGGGUUCCCUUAUAGGUCUAGCAGUGCCGUUCCAAUGAAGGGGACUGAACAUGUACCCCAAGCCAUGACCGAAGAAGAAAUUCUAGAGACCAUCAGAUCUUUCGCUGAAACUGCGCAGCGGGCUGUUCUGGCAGGUGCUGAUGGUGUCGAGAUUCAUUCUGCGCAUGGAUAUCUUCUUGACCAAUUUUUGACGGCCAGUGUUAAUCAGCGUACGGAUAAAUGGGGUGGCUCCAUUGAAGGCCGAGCUCGCCUUACACUCGAGGUUGUAAAGGCUGUUGUCCAGGCUGUUGGUGCCGAAAGAGUGGCCCUCCGGCUCUCCCCUUAUGCUGGUUUCCAGGGAUCUGAGAAAGCCGACUUCCUGCCGCUAUAUACUUACAUCAUUGACGAGCUGAAGAAGAUGAAUGUGCAAUUUGCAUAUCUCUCUCUUGUUGAAGCGACCGGCGAUCCUGGAGCUUUGAUUUGGAACGAUAAAAACAUUCAUCAGGGCAAAAGUUUGAACUUCAUUCUCGAGUCAUGGAACAAUUUAUCACCGGUUAUUGUUGCGGGUGGUUAUACCCCUGAAUCUGCAGCUUGGGCAGUUGAGAAUACAUAUGCCAAAUGGAAUACUUUGGUUGCUUUUGGCCGACAUUUUAUCUCCAACCCGGACUUGGUUUUCAAAAUCCGAAAUGACAUACCGCUGACCCCAUAUAACCGGCCAACUUUCUACAACGUGAAAGAGUGGUCUGGAUAUAAUGAUUAUCCUUUCAGUCAGGAAUUUCUAGAGGCCCAUUCAGAUGCUGUACACCCAAUGACCAAGGAAGAGGGUCAUGGGGUCGAUAUCUGA
This is a messenger RNA of Penicillium angulare, 1200 nucleotides long. RefSeq names its product alkene reductase. NCBI's taxonomy places the organism in Eukaryota, Fungi, Ascomycota, Eurotiomycetes, Eurotiales, Aspergillaceae. The transcript has a single exon. The record is from RefSeq and is a predicted model, not a curated record. The coding region runs from base 1 to 1200 and encodes 399 amino acids. Gene Ontology annotation, molecular function: FMN binding; NADPH dehydrogenase activity.